CCAACAGGACAGGAGGAUGCGACCGUCUGGUCGUCGCGCCUGGAGUACAGAUGUGCCCCGGCGUCGGGGCGCGCAGGUCUGAGGUUGGGUGAAGCUCUUGGAGAGGGCAAGACGGAGGCGACGAGAUGCGAACGGAGGAGCCCUGCGCCCCUGGAGCUCCCGGAGCCCCUGGCAGUCCCCGCGGUACCAGCGGCCAGGGAAGCAGCCCGCGCGCGCCGGGCCCGGAGCUGCGCCUGUCCACCCAGCUGCUGCCGGAGCUCUACGCCUUCGUGGCGCGCGUGCUGUUCUACCUAGCGCCUGUGUACCUAGCCGGCUACCUGGGGCUCAGCAUAACCUGGCUGCUGCUCGGCGCCCUGCUUUGGAUGUGGUGGCGCCGGAACCGCCGCGGGAAGCUAGGGCGCCUGGAGGCUGCCUUCGAAUUCCUAAACAACGAACGCCAGUUCAUCAGCCGGGAGCUGCUGGGCCAGCACCUGCCGGCCUGGAUCCACUUUCCGGACGUGGAGCGGGUCGAGUGGGCCAACAAGGUGUGGGGCUCCAGUCAGGGGCACAGACCUGUCACCAAGGGCCUCUUCCCGGCCUCGCAGAUCAUCACUCAGAUCUGGCCCUACCUCAGCAUGAUCAUGGAGAACAAGUUUCGGGAAAAACUCGAACCCAAGAUCCGGGAGAAGAGUGUCCACCUGAGGACCUUCACCUUCACCAAGCUCUACUUUGGACAGAAGUGCCCCAGGGUGAACGGUGUCAAGGCGCAUAUUAACAAACGCAACCGAAGACAGGUGACCUUGGACCUGCAGAUAUGUUACAUCGGGGACUGUGAGAUCAGUGUGGAGCUGCAGAAGAUACACGCAGGCGUGAACGGGAUCCAGUUGCAGGGCACCCUGCGGAUCAUCCUGGAGCCCCUCCUGGUGGACAAGCCCUUCGUGGGAGCUGUCACCGUGUUCUUCCUUCAAAAGCCGCACCUGCAGAUCAACUGGACAGGCUUGACCAACCUGCUGGAUGCACCAGGAAUCAAUGAAGUGUCAGACAGCCUGCUGGAGGACCUCAUUGCCGCCCACCUGGUGCUGCCCAACCGUGUGACUGUGCCCGUGAAGAAGGGCCUGGAUGUGACCAACCUGCGCUUCCCUUUGCCCUGUGGGGUGAUCAGAGUCCACUUGCUGGAGGCUGAGAAGCUGGCCCCAAAGGACAACUUUCUGGGGCUCGGAGGCAAAUCAGACCCCUACGCCAAGGUGAGCAUCGGCUUGCAGCAUUUCCGGAGCAGGACCAUCUAUAGGAACCUGAACCCCACCUGGAAUGAGGUAUUCGAGUUCAUGGUGUAUGAAGUCCCUGGGCAGGACCUGGAGGUGGACCUGUAUGACGAGGACACGGACAGGGAUGACUUCCUGGGCAGCCUGCAGAUCUGCCUCGGGGAUGUCAUGACGAACAGAGUGGUGGAUGAGUGGUUUGUCUUGAAUGAUACAAACAGCGGGCGGCUGCACCUGCGGCUGGAGUGGCUGUCACUGCUGACCGACCAGGACGCUCUGACUGAGGACCAUGGCGGCCUCUCCACUGCCAUCCUUGUGGUCUUCCUGGAGAAUGCCUGCAACCUGCCGAGAAACCCUUUCGACUACCUGAAUGGUGAAUAUAGAGCCAAAAAACUCUCCAGGUUUGCCAGGAACAAGGUCAGCAGAGACCCUUCUUCCUACGUCAAGCUAUCUGUAGGCAAGAAGACGCACACGAGUAAGACUUGUCCCCACAGCAAGGACCCCGUGUGGAGCCAGGCGUUCUCCUUCUUCGUGCACAGCGUGGCAGCCGAGCACCUCCACCUGAAGGUGCUGGACGACGACCAGGAGUGUGCCCUGGGAGUGCUGGAGUUCCCGCUGUGCCAGAUCCUCCCCUGCGCCGACCUCACCCUGGAGCAGCGCUUUCAGCUGGACCACUCGGGCCUGGACAGCCUCAUCUCCAUGAGGCUGGUGCUUCGGUUCUUGCGUGUGGAAGAACGGGAGCUGGGGAGCCCCUACACCGGACCUGAAGCCCUAAAGAAAGGCCCUCUGUUCAUCAAGAAGGUGGCCACCAACCAUGGUCCCAAUGCCCCACCCCAAGGAGAAGGCCCUACAGAUCUACCACAUCCCCCAGACCCUUCUUCGAACACCAAAGAGGCACCCAAGAAUGCCACAACCACCAGUGCUGUCCCUGAGCCCCAAGAGACAGGCCCAGGGCCCAAAGGCAAGGACAGUGCCAAAGAGCUCUGUGAGCCCCCGGGGAAGAAGAAGAGCUCAGCCACCGUCUUCCUGACUGUCCCAGGCCCCCACUCUCCUGGGCCCAUCAAGUCACCCAGGCCCAUGAAAUGCCCCACCUCCCCAUUCGCAUGGCCACCCACGGGGCUAGCUCCCAGCAUGUCCUCGCUCAACUCCCUGGCCUCUUCCUGCUUUGACCUGACAGAUAACAGCCUCCACAUUGAAGGCGGGGACUGCAGGCAGCGGCGGCUUGGUGAGAUUCAGCUUACAGUGCGCUACGUGUGUCUGCGGCGCUGCCUCAGGGUGCUUGUCAACAGGUGCAGAAACCUGACACCAUGUACCAGCAGUGGGGCGGAUCCCUAUGUCCGCAUUUACCUGCUGCCAGAAAGGAGGUGGGCAAGUCGGAAGAAGACCUCAGUGAAGCGCAAGACCCUGGAACCACUGUUUGAUGAGACAUUUGAAUUUUUUAUUCCCAUGGAAGAAGUAGAGAAGAGAUCACUAGAUGUUGCAGUAAAAAACAGUAGGCCACUUGGCUCACACAGAAGAAAAGAGUUAGGAAAAGUGCUGAUUGACUUAUCAAAAGAAGAUCUGAUUAAGGGCUUCUCACAAUGGUAUGAGCUGACCCCAGAUGGACAGCCCAGAAGCUGAGGAUGAGUAUCAAUAUCACCGAAGUGUCAGAAUGAGUGUAUAUAUGUAUAUUUUGCCAUUUAAAUCAGAACAGCCAUUUGAUGAAAGUAAAUAUUGUUUUAAAUUUAAUUGCACAGCUGGACAGUACAAGGAAGAAACAAGAGUUGUAAAGAACUACUUCAUCUUGAUUGGAUUUGUUCAGAAAGAAAUGGCAUAUUUCUGUAUAAUCUGCAUCAAAACCUCAGUUUUUCUUUUAAUGCCUCCGUAGUGAUUUUUCACUUUUGGUAGGUAAUUAUGCACAUUAGAUUUAGAUCAAGACAGACAGUGUCCUGUCCCUGAUAUACGGACUGGAAGAGGUCCUAGAGUAGCUACCAGUAUUCCUGGGCAGUUACUGACCAAGGGAGGUCACUCCUCUGGAAAUACAAAGUGACCCCAAACUGCCAAGAGCUAGCACUGCCAAAGCCUUCUGUUUGUGGUGCUUGUGUGCCUGGAACUUCGAUCCCAUGUUACAGCGAUAUACUUAAAUAGCCUAAGUACUCUGGUGGGGGAAAGCCUAGGGCCAAGUUCCAAAUUCAGAUCUGAGUCUUAACUUUCUUAGCAGAGGCUGCUUAAGAGUGUCACUGCCAAAGGAAAGGGCGCUUUCUGUGUCUCAGACAAAUUUGGGAAUUUUGUUGCACUACUCCAAAAGAUGGCUGGUUUACUUAAAUAACAUGUUAAAAGCAAAAUAUGUAAAUUGUAUAUUUAAACAAGUGCCUCUUAUGCAUUUCAAACUCUAUGACCACAUAGACUUGUCCCCUCUGAAAUUCUUAAGAGUUGUUGUCAAGGUCACAUCCUCUUCUCUCUUACCCACUCAGGCAAUGCUCUCUGCCACACUCUGUUCCCAUCACUGCUUGCUUUUCUAAAAAAUGGUAAUGUUCUAAACAGUUUAUCAUGUUACUUAUAAAUUAUCUUAUGAUCUCCUAUUUUCUAUAAAAAUCAAAGCCUACCCUUAAUUUGCCUUUUAAACCUAAUCUGGUUUCAGCUACAUCACUCAUGAGCAGACGGUCCGUUACAGAGUCAUCCAAAUACUAUGCCCUUUUCAAACCUCUCUCUUCCACUAAGCUAGUCCAUGCUGAAAGGGCCUCUUCCCACCACCUAUAUAGUAUUUUUCAUUAUAACAAUUCUCAGAACAUUAUAACAUUACAUUUUAAAAAAUGUUUAUGAAGUAUGUUCUAAAGUUACAUGUUAAGUAAUAAUGAAACAAUGUUUCAGUUUACACACCCAUUGAACUUUAAGCUACUUGGUUUUUUAAGACUAAGUAAAUGUAAGAUGUAUAAUAAAAUUUGAUUGAGAUUUCUA
This is a messenger RNA of Sciurus carolinensis (gray squirrel), 4175 nucleotides long. RefSeq names its product extended synaptotagmin 3 (gene Esyt3). Gene Ontology annotation, molecular function: lipid binding. Bases 126 to 2858 code for a protein of 910 amino acids. Gene Ontology annotation, biological process: lipid transport. Lineage: Eukaryota; Metazoa; Chordata; Mammalia; Rodentia; Sciuridae. The record is from RefSeq and is a predicted model, not a curated record. The transcript has 23 exons.